CGUGCUGACGUCAGUGAUUGUGUCAACCAAGUAGUUGCUAGCUACAGCUAGCAACUUGGUAAGCUAGCUUGUAGUAAGAUUUCUAAACGGAUUCCUGUUCGACCUACGACACCAUGAGGUUUUGAACACUGUGACUCGGGACUUACGCUCCCGAUAGGUGUCUGUCAUAUUUAGGGUUUACAAGAAUGGAAGACUUGAGGAAAGCAGAGAGCAGUUGUGACGAAUUAGCUAGCACAAAUAAACAGGGAAGCUAAGCUACAGUUGUAGGGCAUUCUGUCUUCCUCUUAUCAAAGAAAGGAAGUUCGGAUGUUCUUGGUAGGAGAAGUCGGGGGUUCUGGUAAAGGAAGCGUGAAGGCGUUAUGUCGGAAAGUUCCGGUUUUUAGAAAUUCCGAGAUGCGGAAAGGGGUCGUGGAACAAACUGGAUAGCGCUUGCUAAUAGUGAGCUCUAUUGGGAUACAGUAACGGGAGGAGGAGGUUAAAAAAAUCACUGCGAAUGUCCGCCGAACCAGACUACCAUCAGCUGACAGCGCAGACCAAGAAAGUGACGGACAACCAGGAGAUAACCGUGGUUUAUGAGGACGUCAAACUGCCAACUGUGUGGACUUUAUACCGAUGAACCUUCUCCAGAAAUUUCAAUGGGAUGCCCAUGUGCCAAAAAGUCUCAACCCUGGCUACCCAUCAAGGACCUGGCAAGAGCGUAGCCACGUUGGUUCAGAAAUGACGCCUACAGUGGCACGCAGAUCCGCAAGAACUUUCAGCUGCAACUGAAAUCUAGACAUUCUCCUGUUGUCCUUGCUUGAUGAAACCGUCUGGGUCGUCAUUUUGUCCCCGUCGGAGGUGCCGCUGUAGACUCAUGGUGGCGUUGCUCCAGUCGUUGCAGUGUGUCUCGGGCCGCAGCCUUGGAGGAACCAUCGCAGCUUUGGGUUGAAGCAGUAAGCAGAGAUGGGCUAUCAAGCUCUCCAAAUCUUGAGGCAGGGCGUGUGGGCGUCGCUCACGGGAGGCUGGUAUGUGGACCCCCAUCAGAGCACCUUCUCCAACUGCUUCCACUUGUACCUAUGGAUAUUUCUCCUGGCGUUCCCCUUUCUGCUGUACAUGGCCCUUCCUCCUACCCUGGUGGUGGCAGGUGUGUACUCCGCUGUGGUGGCGGUCUUUUUCACCACCAUCAAGGUGGUGAACUACCGUCUUCACGCCAUGUUUGACCUUGGGGAGAUUGUGGAGAAGAAGCAGGCCUCACUGACAGCUGAUGCCCCGAGGGCAGAGGAAGGAGGUGAAAGUUCAGGAGCUCACGAUGGGAAUCAGCACAGGGAUAGUCAUGUUGGAGUUGAGAUGACUGUUUUUCGGAAGGUCAACUCGACCCCACCAGUGCGCUGUAGCUCCCAGCAUUCCUUGUUUGGACUGAACCAGGUCUCGGAUUUCUUGCCGCAUCUGGAUGAUGCGGGAGCUCCUAAGAAUAUCAAAGAUUUAAUGCGAGAACAAGGAAGCAAUAACGUCAUUGUGACAUCAGCGGAGCGAGACCUUGUGCGCCAGAGUUCCCAGAACGCCAUAAGGCCUCCCAGUGUUUCCACUGCACUGAGAGAAGAUCUCCAUGGUCUUCUGGAAGCAGUGGGGGUAUCAGGUGGGGAUUGCUUGUCCAUCCCUCCCUCCCCGUCCAGUCAAGAAGAUGGAGGCGAGAAGGAACAGUUGGAGGAGCUGCCGGAACAACUCUCUCACCAUAACGCUAAGGACAAGGGCUUAGGAGCUUAUUCUCCAUUCGGUCCCUCUGCCGAAUCUGAGAGCCUCGGGGACACCCCCCUCAGCCCCCUCAUAAAGAGCAGCUUGAGCGAGGAGCUGAGUGAAAACCUGCUGGGACUGGGCCUUGACCCGGGGGCGUUCGCGCCGGCUUCUGAGCAGCCCGGCAGCCGCAGCGGGGUGGCGCUGGCUGCUGGCUCCACAGACAGCUGUUUCAGCGCGGGGGGAGCCACCACGGACCGCGAGACACUAAGCACCGUCAGCAGCUACCGCAGCGAAAAAACGGACUCCACGCAGCUGGAGAGCCCUUCAGUGAGCCAGUCACAGGCUGCUGACGAGCAGGCGGCAGCGCCGGCACCGGGGGCUGCUGUUGUCAAGACCACUGAGGACACGGCGGCACAGGGGGGCAGCGACACCGACAAUCUGUCUGAUAGUGUACUCCUUCGCUCCCCCUCCAAAGAUUUCUCCGUCAGUCAAGGACUAGACCGGACCCUCGUCGAAGGGGAGGACUUGCCCCCCGCCCCUUCUGACGCGGCUCCGCCCCCUCCUCUGCAGAACUCUUCUCCUUCCAGUAGCGGCUGCUCAGAAGUUUGUGACUUAGACCGAAGGGCUCCACUUCCUCCUCUCCCCCCACCUCGGCAGGCCAACUCGGUGCCUUCAGGGCUGGCCCUGGGUCUGGUGUGCUCCGAGCCAGCCCUGCCCAUCUCCUCCGCCCCUUUCCUGCUCUCCGACCAGCCCACUCUCCAAACCCAGCAAGUGGUGCGCCCCAAAGACUUGAAGCUGCUGCGGGCCAGCGGCGGUAGCUCCGGCCACCGGCCGGGUCGGAGGAAAGCUGUGAGGAGGCGGGCGGGGGCGGGCAGCAGCAGCUUCGACUGCGGUUCCUACAGGCGGCACCACAACCAUAGACAGCACAGAGAUUACAUCCCAGUGCGCAACCGACUGGGGGCCAAAGCUUACAGUGAAAGUCUGUUCGAGGACUCCAGCGAUGACGACGAUGACGGCAGCGACGUGAGCGCUGGGUCCAGUCUGGGCUCCCAGAACCGCUUCAGCUCAGACGACGACGACGACUCCAGCUCGUCUACCUCCUGUUACUCUCCAGACCUUGCCAACACCGUCAUGAAAUCCUCUCUCCCCACCGCCGCUCAGCUGCCCUCCCCCAGAGAGGAAGACUUGCCGGGACCUGCGGGUGCUUCUCACCCUCGCGCCGCGCAGCGCUCCUCCAGCACGGCCAGUGCUAAGACUCACGCCAGGGUGCUCAGCAUGGACGGGGCGGGCGGAGGCCAGAGCACUGCAGCAACGGUGCCCUCCACUCUCAUUACUAUGCCCUCCACCUCCACCCCCGCUCCACGCACCCUCACCAUGUCUAAGUCAGACUUGGAAGCUCGGCCCGCUCACACCGACGCCUUCUCUGGGACUUAUCAUCGGCUGGAUUCUCUUGGGGGAUCUUGGACCGGCAACCAGAUGGGCUGGAAGGCAGGAGAGCUGGUCGAAGAAGGAGCGGUGGGAGGAGCUUUGGCUUCAGAGGACGGUAACAAACAUGAAGCAGUCAGCAGUGUGAAGAGGACCCAGGCCAUUCGCAGAAGACACAACGCUGGAAGCAACCCGACGCCGCCUCCGUCCACCAUGGGGUCCCCUCCCAGCCUUCAAGACCUGCAGCGCACCCGCACCUCCUCCCAUUCACGCACCCGCACCCUGCCCUCCGCUUUGCAGUUUGCCUCCUCCCUCCUGCUGCCCCGCAGUGGAAUCCACGAGGCCUCCACCUUUGACGACACGUCGGAGGGGGCGGUGCACUAUUUCUUUGAUGAAAGCGGAGUGAAGAGGUCUUACACAUUCGGACCAGCUGGAGGCGGCUAUGAGGACCCGGUUCAGGAAAGAGAGAGGCAGUCUCAGUCAUCGAGCUUCACGUCCACGGAAGUCCCUGAAGGCGCUCCGGUUCUAUCCGUGCUCCAGCCCAGACCUGUGGUUCUCCAGGGAAUGCAGGUUCGGCGGGUACCUCUGGAAAUGUCCGAGUUUGAUCUGGAUCAUGAAUCCUUGCAAGAGUCCCAGGAGAACACGCAGAUGAUCGAGGAGAAAGCCAAACCCAAACAGUAUUACCGCUUUUGGGUGCUACCGGGAAAAUGGCUGAGGGUUCGAUAUGAUCGAUUGGCUCUUCUGGCUUUACUGGACAGGAACCGGCGCGUGGGAGAGAACGUGUUUGCCGUCGUUCUGGCCAGUUUGGUGGCUUUCCUCGGCUUUCUUCUGCUGCUUCAGGGCUUUUUCAGGGACAUCUGGGUUUUCCAGUUCUGCCUGGUCAUCGCCAGCUGCCAGUACUCCUUACUGAAGAGCGUACAACCGGAUGCUGCCUCUCCCAUGCACGGUCAUAACUGGAUCAUUGUGUACAGUCGGCCGGUCUACUUCUGCUUGUGCUGCGUGAUGAUCUGGAUCUUAGACCUUUCUGGACACUCUGGAAGCCUGCAGCCCUUUUCUCUCUAUGGAGUCACUUUCUUGUCUGCACACUUCCUGCUGUGUGUCAGAGACAUGCUUAUUGUCUUCGCCCUGUGUUUCCCGGUCAUUUUCCUGUUUGGACUGCUACCUCAAGUCAACACUUUCAUGAUGUGUCUGCUUGAGCAGAUCGACAUGCACGUUUUUGGUGGAACUGCUACGACCAGCCCGCUCUCCGCUCUCUACAGCCUCGCACGCAGCCUCCUCGUGGCGGCCCUGCUCUACGGAUUUUGUCUCGGUGCCAUCAACGCCCCUUGGGGAGACGCCCAUGUACCGGUUCUGUUCUCCGUGUUCUGUGGGCUCCUCUUGGCCUUGUCCUACCACCUCAGCCGUCAGAGCAGCGAUCCGACCAUCCUCUGGUCACUCGUCCGGUCUAAAUUAUUCCCAGAACUGGAGAACAGAACACCCGAAGAACCUCCCGUUGAGAUCAAGGACCCCCUCCCUGAGAAGCUGCGUAACUCCGUGAGUGAGAUUCUUCACUCAGACCUGGUCAUGUGUCCCCUCAUGGCUGUCAUCACGUUCGCCAUCAGCGCCAGCACCGUGUUUAUCGCUCUGCAGCCUGCUCUCAGCUUUGUCCUGUACAUCCUGGCCGGAGUGGUGGGCUUCAUCACUCACUACCUGCUGCCUCAGCUCCGCAAACAGCUGCCGUGGUUCUGCCUGGCUCACCCCGUGCUCCGCUCCAAAGAGUACAGCCAGUUCGAGGUCCGAGAUGCCGCUCAGCUGAUGUGGUUUGAGAAGCUGUAUGCGUGGCUUCAGUGUGUGGAGAAAUACCUGAUCUACCCGGCGGUGGUUCUGAACUCCUUAACAACGGAGGCCCGAACAGUCGGACAGAGCCACAAAGAACUCGACAUCUACAGCCGAGCGUUCUUCAUCUCAGUGGCGGGCAUGAAGCUGCUGCGCUCGUCCUUCUGCACGCCGUCGCAGCAGUACGUCACGCUGUGCUUCACAACGCUCUUCUUUCACUUCGACUACCCACAAUUCUCAGAGACCUUCCUGAUUGACUACUACUUCAUGUCCAUUCUCUUCAGCAAGAUGUGGGACCUGCUGUACAAGCUGCGAUUCGUGCUGACUUACAUCGCUCCGUGGCAGAUCACCUGGGGGUCGGCCUUUCAUGCUUUCGCUCAACCCUUCGCCGUGCCCCACUCUGCCGUGCUCUUCGUCCAGGCCAUCUUCUCCGCUGCCAUCUCCACCCCUCUCAACCCCGUGUUAGGCAGCGCCGUGUUCGUCACGUCUUACACCAGACCCGUCAAGUUCUGGGAGCGAGAUUACAACACUAAGAGGGUCGAUCACUCCAACACCAGACUGGCCACUCAGUUGGACAGAAACCCAGGUGCUGACGACAACAAUUUGAACUCUAUUUUCUACGAGCACCUGACGCGCUCCCUGCAGCACAGCCUGUGUGGAGACCUGCUGCUGGGCCGCUGGGGGAACUACAGCACGGGCGACUGCUUCAUCCUCGCCUCCGACUACCUCAACGCUCUGGUGCACAUCAUCGAAAUCGGAAACGGCCUGGUCACAUUUCAGCUGAGGGGUCUGGAGUUCAGAGGCACCUACUGUCAGCAGAGGGAGGUGGAGGCCAUUACAGAAGGGGUGGAGGAGGAUGAGGGCUGCUGCUGCUGUGAACCGGGUCACCUGCCCCACAUGCUGUCUUUCAACGCCGCCUUUGGGCAGCGCUGGCUGGCCUGGGAGGUCGCCGCCACCAAGUAUGUUCUGGAGGGAUACAGCAUCAGCGACAAUAACGCCGCCUCCAUGCUGCAAGUCUUUGACCUUCGCAAGAUCCUCAUCACCUAUUACGUCAAGAGCAUCAUCUACUACGUGAGUCGCUCCUCAAAGCUGGAGGAGUGGCUGGAAAACGAGACGGUUCAGGAGGCGCUGCGGCCUUGUCUGGGUCCUAACUAUGUGGACAGUGACCCCACCUUUAACUUGAACAUCGAUGAGGACUACGACCACAGAGCGUCCGGCAUCACCCUGUCCUCCUUCUGCAUGGUUUACCUGGACUGGAUUCAGUACUGUAACAGCAGGCGUCAGACGCCGGUGCCUUAUGAGAGAGAUUCCCCGCUCGUCAACCUCUGCUUUGGGCUUUGCAUUCUGGGAAGGAGAGCUCUGGGCACCGCCUCCCACAGCAUGUCUGCAAGUCUGGAGCCGUUCCUCUACGGUCUGCACGCUCUCUUCAAAGGAGACUUCCGGAUCACGUCUCCCCGGGAUGAGUGGGUGUUUGCCGACAUGGACCUGUUGAACCGAGUGGUGGCUCCAGGAGUGAGAAUGUCCCUGAAACUUCAUCAGGAUCACUUCACGUCUCCGGAUGAAUAUGAAGAUCCCAUGGUUCUGUAUGACGCCAUCACCGCCAACGAGGAGAAGAUGCUGAUCUCUCACGAGGGCGACCCUGUGUGGCGCAGUGCUAUUCUGGCUAACAUGCCCUCGCUGCUUGCUCUGCGCCACAUCAUGGACGACGGCAGCGACGAGUACAAGAUCAUCAUGCUCAACAAGAGGUUCCUCAGCUUCAGGGUCAUCAAGGUGAACAGAGAGUGUGUUCGCGGGCUGUGGGCGGGGCAGCAGCAGGAGCUGGUUUUUCUGCGUAACCGCAACCCGGAGCGCGGCAGCAUCCAGAACGCCAAACAGGCCCUGAGGAACAUGAUAAACUCCUCGUGCGACCAGCCCAUUGGAUACCCCAUCUACGUGUCGCCUCUCACCACCUCCUACGCCGGGGGGCACGGCCAGCUCCGCUCGGUGUGGGGAGGCCCGGUCAGCCCUCACAACAUUUACACCUGGUUGAUCAGCAGCUGGGACAGGUUGCAGAAAGGCUGCGGCGCCGGCUGCAACAGCGGAGGAAACAUCGAGGACUCUGACUGCGGCGGAGGCUCCGCCUCCAUCCCCACUAACCCAGCUGCUCACGCCUCACAGAUGACGCCGGCCUCCAGCAUCCCCCAGCCUCACAUCACGACCGUGCAGCCCUCCAUGAGUUCAGAUCACCCGCCAGGCCUCACCCAGAGCUGGCCGCACCACCCGCAGCACCUCCCUUUAGCUCUGCUCAGUCAGUCGGAGGGCCGGAUGGAGGCCAGCCUGCUCUCCUCGCUCCAGCGGACGUCCUCCAUCCAGGGGCUGCUGGGCCAGCAGCUCUCCGCCUCGCAGCUGUCCUUCAGCUCCUCCGUGGCUCCUCCCCCUCUUCCGGGCCCCGAGCGCUUCUGCCCAGCGGCUCUCCUGGAAAACUCAGGGCACAGGGCUGGUCAGCGGGCUGGCCUGGCACACUGCGGUGGGCUGCAUUACGAAAGCCACUUCGGCAAGUGGAGCUUCUCCAGCAGGAAGGGCUUUAACGGACCAACGGAGGUGGAGGCGGGGCCGGUGCUGACCGUUCGCACUCAGCCCAUCCCCUCUGUGCCCCCCCAAGAGGCCAGUCCAGUACAGGAUCCUCUAGGAGCCACUCAGACCGCAGACGUGGCUUUGACGCCUGCGCGGGACCCCCUCGCCACCAGAGACGGAUCCACGGAGCUGCCUUUACUCGAUCACCUGCACUGAGUCUGUGAAAGCACACAGCGGGAGUCGCCGCGGAACUGGAAUCAAACUCUUCUCAGCCAAAGCGAGUGUCUUGCAGAACGCCGCUGGUUUUCACCAACCCGAUUAUCCCAAAGUCAUUGGUUUGACGGGAAGAGUUAACGGCAUGAACACUCCUCAAAGACACUCCACUUCUCUACGGACGGUUGUAGGAUAGUGACCGGGAUGAGCGGUCGGUGCAUUAGUGAGCGAUAUCAAGCAUCAGGAUGGUUUCUUUUUCUGCUCUGGAGAACGCCAGUCUGCAGCUGAUGUCUCCACCCCCCUCCCCUCUAUCAAGAAAGGAUCCGCUCAGCCUCUGCAGAACUUUUUAGAACCUUCUCGUCUAAAUCCAGCACAUCAGAGAGCGGUCCAGGCUCGUCCUGUUUUUGUUGUUUCCUCCUCCUAACAGCCUUUUACUCCAGCUGGAAAACUCCUCCUCAUUCAGGCCCGCGUGGGGGAGCUUGACCCGCCGGUUUACAGUGAACUCUGGCCUGAUUCUGACCGGUGAGAUGAACGUUGUGUUGAUCACAAACUUCUUAAUGUGGGAGGGUUUUUUUUUCCUGGAAGAAGCCUUAUCCAGUGAUCAGAAUGUCCUUUUUUGUUUCAGUUUACUUGAAAACUCUGGAGUCCUUCUUAGUUGAAGAUGUGCUGUUAAGUUUCUGUUUAGGUCCAGACUGCAGGAGCCAGGCUGCCCCGCCCCCCAUUCCCAUCCCCAGCACUACUACUUCUGCAUCUCCUGCUAUGAUACUACUACACCCACUACAACUGCUGUCUACGCCUACGUCCAGCGUUUUAGUUGGAAAUGAGCAACAGGUGGAAUAUUUAUUGGAUGCGUUUUGUCUUACAGGUGAGGGGUUUGUCUAUACGGGGGUGUGCUGUUGUGUUCUGAAUAGUGUAUCUGCCUUUUCUGUCCUCUUUUCGCCGGCCUCCUUCCUCCUUUUGUAUGGCGGCUGUCUGUUCCCAAGCUCCUCGUACAACUGGAAGCGUUUCUGAAGCGUCACUUGAAGCGUCUUGUUUUUGCACUCUGACCACUGUGAAAAGCAAACACUUUCAGUGGGUUUUUUUUAGUGUGAAGCUUAAAGAAACAAAAAGAAGAAGAAGAAGCAGUCAACCCCAGCAGAUGUUUGCCUCCUGUUCUCCUGGCUGCUGAGGUUUCAUCCCUCUGUUGUCUGCAGAGCAACAUUGUGCCAUAAUCCUUUAAUCGCCAGUUAGUCUUUUUGUAGGGACCUUAAAAAAAUAGCCGGACUCUUAUUUUGAAACAGAUUUCCCUCCUGAGGUCACAUUGAUGGAACAAAAGAUGCCAUUUUCUCCAGGUUAAAACAAAACUUCCUUGAGCUGUUCGGGUUAUACCAUUACAAAGUUUUGGGGGUGUUUGCCACAUUUUUUUUCUCCCCACAUGGAAAAAAAAACUGCACAAAAAUUAAUUUUACUCAAUAUCUACAUCCCUGAACAUUUUUAUAACCCCACAACUCAGGAAAAGCAGACUUUUUGAUCAUGGGUUUUCACUUCCUUUAGCAGCAGAGUGGCAAUCUUUUUUUCUCCUAUCUUUGCUGGAAGUCAGGGAAGCACAAGCUCAUAGACAGACGUGGGUGUGGAGAAAAAAAGGGACUUCUAAUCUUUGAAAUGAUGUACAGCAUGUUUGCUAUAUGAAUAUAUAUUUAAAAUAUAAAUCUAUUUUAUUAUUGGGUUUUUUGGGGAUUUUUUUUCCCAUCAGAAGCUGCAGUUUAGGGAGGGAUUUUUGAGUUUACCCGUCAGAAAGGAGAAACGUUCUUCACACUGAAAUCUGCAGUUAAGAGGAUUUUUUUUUUCUUUUUUGCACAUUCUGUAUCAUACACUUUUUUGGAUGGGGGUUGUCUUUUAUUUAAGAAGUUUAACUCGAUGUUCUGUAAAGUUUUUUUUUUUUUAUGUGGUUCAUUUUUUUCCCUUCUAUUUAAAUUAAAAUAUUUUUGUCUUUGCA
Molecule: messenger RNA, 9694 nt
Organism: Oryzias melastigma (Indian medaka)
Lineage: Eukaryota; Metazoa; Chordata; Actinopteri; Beloniformes; Adrianichthyidae
Product: pecanex 3
Exons: 36
Coding region: 943-7722 (2259 amino acids)
Cellular component (GO): membrane
Source: RefSeq, a predicted model, not a curated record